UCAAACAAGCAGUGAACAUUUGCUGCCAUGCAGCAAAGUAUGUUGUCUCAAAUUUCACCGCUCCCGCUGCAGCCGGUCCCUGCUCCUCCAUGGUCAAACUACAAUACCCGUGUCAGCAUUCAUCGCUCAAUGAAAAAGAAACUGGGACACAUGGAUACUGAGUUGUAUCCUCCUGGUCAAAACCCUGGCUAUUUCAACCCGUGGGUCACCAUGCCAUACCCGACUACCCCUGCUCCGAACACACCUCAAUACGGAGGUCCGUGGCCAACUGCCAUGCCUCGAAAGGAGCUGCCGCACCACAUACAGCAUGGUGGCUGGGUACAAGUUCAACUGAAGAACAAGAUAGACACAGAAAGGGACACGCUGGCAGACAAACUCCAAGGUGAUAUCUCAAAGUGGUACUAUGCUCAACUAGAUGGCUGGUUCUUGAGUUUUUAUCAGAGCACGCCUGGUUCGAUUCGAAAGCGGGUAUCUAGCAUUGACCUCAGGUUGGUCCGUCGGACACAGACUGUCUCACAGGUUUUGGGCAAUGUCGUGAUUUUGAUCCUCGAGUCUGGGAGCUUUGAAUUCGUUGUACGCCCUGAGGAAGCUCAAGCGUGGUGUGCUGCCAUCACUGCAGCGAUCUUGGCAUGGGCACAGCUGCGAGAAACGAAGGAAGCAAAGGAAGCACAGCCUAGCGCUCCCAUCGCAAAGCCGUCACCAUCUGCACCUCACGGUGUGUCACCCAGGGGGCUUGGUCCUUUUGGUCCUCGUCCUCUGCAGAUGCAUUUGCCACCGGUGAGGCAUGCUUGGGCUGCUUGCGUCAAAGCAGUGGCACAGGGGUGUCCAGCUCCGACAGAGGCGUUCGAGGACAUUUUCAUGCUGUAUGAUGCAGAUGGGAACGACACUUUAUCCCUACAAGAAAUUCGAACAAUGCUCAUGGACUUGCUGCAGAUUAGAAAAGAUGAAGUGGAAAGCGCACUGGAAAGACAGGUCCAGCAUGUCCAGCAAAGCUGCAACGUCGGUACAUUGGAUUUUACUUCACAGUCGCGACUGAAGGAUGCUGCUCGGAACGCAGCGUCACUUGGAAAGGAUUUGCUUGCAGACUAUGCCGGCCGGCUGAGUGGUCAAGGAUUUGAGAUGAGAUGUAUUCUGCUUCAGUCUCAGCUAGAUUUGUCUGCAGAUCAGCGAGUUGCCCUGCCAGAAUUUCUGUCUGCAGCUCCUCGCGUACUUUUGCCCGAGAGUGAGUUGAAACAGGAGGCAAACUUUUACAAGUCAGUUUCCCUGGUACUGAAACUAGCGCAGAAAGCACAGUUCUUCUCCGCCCAAGGCGAUGCAGAGUGUGAGGAUUCUGGCAUUUGUGUACAUCAGUAGAAAAAAAUGAAAAACCAUACACAUUGAACCAUUAUUGUUUCUCCAUCUUGUUUCAGGAUGUUUCAGAUACGUUUGGAACAUUUUCGGACGCAGAGUAAAGUGAGUGCUUUGCAACGCGACUGAAUUGCUUAAAGAGG
Molecule: messenger RNA, 1490 nt
Organism: Cladocopium goreaui
Lineage: Eukaryota; Dinophyceae; Suessiales; Symbiodiniaceae
Source: the annotation of a GenBank genome assembly